AUGUCUAGCUCAAAAGCUUCUCCGACAACCAAAUGCCAGAAGUGUUUAGAACUUGGUCAUUGGAGAUUUCUCCUUCAGACAUAUGAAUGUAAGAAUAAUCGGGUUUAUAAAGCCCGACCAACUAGAACUCAACAACUUACAAAACCUUUGAAACCAAUAUCUGUUGAAUUACCCAAGGAUCUGGAUCCCAAGGAUUCAUCUUCGUCAUCAUCCGACGAAUCAUCAUCAAGUUCUUCGAGUGACAGUGAGAGUGAUUCUUCAGCUACUGCUUCAUCUAGUGUUAGUUCAAGUGGUUCAAGCUCGGAUAGUGAUAGCGGAUCAAGUUCUACAA
Molecule: messenger RNA, 331 nt
Organism: Acaulospora morrowiae
Lineage: Eukaryota; Fungi; Glomeromycota; Glomeromycetes; Diversisporales; Acaulosporaceae
Source: the annotation of a GenBank genome assembly